Molecule: messenger RNA, 459 nt
Organism: Laetiporus sulphureus 93-53
Lineage: Eukaryota; Fungi; Basidiomycota; Agaricomycetes; Polyporales; Laetiporaceae
Exons: 1
Coding region: 1-459 (152 amino acids)
Source: RefSeq, a predicted model, not a curated record
AUGACUGCUGAUCAUGGUGACUUUGACAAGCUCUCCGAAGGUCGCACUUACACUUGUAAUCAUUUCUUGAUGGCUUAUGUCGAAGACGACCUCUUUGUGGAUGGGCGUGACCGGGCGUUCCUUGGGCAGACUCAUCCGAUCAAGAACUGGUGGGCCGAACAUGACCUAAAGUGCAUCCCUUCACCCUCUGCUGCCUUCGUCAUGAUCGCAGAGAUUCUGCAGAGUAUGGUCAAGCACGAAGUGAUUGUGGUUGUGAGUCCUUCGAAGGUGCCGUCACAUUCAGUGUCCAUUGUGAGUACAGUGUCUUCCGUGGUUACCCCCAAGUCUUCCGAGUCAGAUAUGCUGCGUGAGUACUACACCGCUGUCCACGCUCUCCUAAAGCAUGUGCAGGUCACGUUCUUGAGCUUCAGCAAGCCGUGGCUGCAUACCAAGGUGCAUCCAGUCACUUUUUCAUAUUGA